Molecule: messenger RNA, 2055 nt
Organism: Penicillium macrosclerotiorum
Lineage: Eukaryota; Fungi; Ascomycota; Eurotiomycetes; Eurotiales; Aspergillaceae
Product: glycoside hydrolase family 47 protein
Exons: 3
Coding region: 1-2055 (684 amino acids)
Biological process (GO): carbohydrate metabolic process; N-glycan processing
Cellular component (GO): membrane; endoplasmic reticulum
Molecular function (GO): mannosyl-oligosaccharide 1,2-alpha-mannosidase activity; calcium ion binding
Source: RefSeq, a predicted model, not a curated record
AUGUCCUUCCAACCACAGCGCGGCGUCCCCUCCUUCCAGGCUUCCAACGUGUACCAAGAUCCCCGCGCUCGCGCCAACCAGAACUCUCAGGGCCUAGCUGGACUCGGCAUCUCGAAUAAAGUUGGCGGAUUCUUUGAGCCCGACCGAACGCUACCAAUGUACAAGGAUAAACCGUACUUUACCCCCAAGCGCACAGCUCCCCGAAAACGAUGGCGGCCGAUAUUUGUCCUAGGUCUGUGCGCAUUGGUGUUUCUGUGGUACUACAAGACAUCUGCGCCAGUAUGGAAAACUGCAGAUCUAGGGGAACCCGGAGUGGAAUUAUGGAAGUGGUCGCAGACUUUGGAGAGUGAAGCGCCGUCAAAGGGGCAGGUCGACUGGGCUGCGCGUCGCGAGAAAGUUCGGGAUGUCUUCAAAAUUAGCUGGGAUGGCUAUGAGAAGGAGGCAUGGGGUUUCGACGAAUAUAACCCGGUGUCGGGCAAGAACAGAAACAUGGUCAAGGAUGGCAUGGGCUGGAUCAUCGUUGAUGCACUUGACACCAUGAUCCUCAUGAACCUCACUUCUCAGGUGCGACAUGCGCGAGAGUGGAUUUCCACAUCCUUAAGAUACGACCAAGACCAUGACGUGAGCACAUUCGAGACAACAAUUCGCAUGUUGGGAGGUCUGUUGUCAGCACAUUAUCUAUCGACGCAAUAUCCGACUUUGGCGCCCAUCGCAGACGACGAUGUCGGUGCUGCUGGGGAAGACCUGUACAUUGAGAAAGCCACUGAUCUAGCAGAUCGAUUACUCGGUGCCUUCGAGUCCCCCACUGGGAUUCCGUAUGCGAGCGUGAACUUGAACAAAUCGGAAGGGUUGCCUUCACAUGGUGAUGGCGGUGCAUCGUCUACGGCGGAGGCAACAUCGAUCCAGCUUGAAUUCAAGUAUUUGGCCAAAUUGACUGGUGAGGCCGAAUAUUGGAAAGCUGUGGAGAAGGUGAUGCAGGUUUUGGACGAACAACAACCCGAGGGCGGCCUUGUCCCAAUCUACAUUCAUCCCCAAACGGGCAAGUUCAGAGGCGAGAAUAUUCGCCUGGGUAGCCGGGGUGACUCGUACUACGAAUACCUUAUCAAACAGUAUCUACAAACAUCUGAACAGGAACCUGUCUACAAGGAAAUGUGGGAUGAAUCCUUGCUAGGUAUUCGAAAGCAUCUACUUGCCUUCUCUAAGAAUGCGCAAUUGAUGGUCCUGGGAGAGCGUCCUGACGGCUUGGGCGGUAGUCUCUCCCCUAAGAUGGACCAUCUAGUAUGCUUCCUUCCCGGUACAUACGCACUAGGUGCUACAGGCGGCAAGCCAUUAUCGGAGGCAAGAAAGUCCCCCGCCUGGUCUCAGCAACGUGAAGAAGAGAUUUUGAUCUCUCGGGAAUUGAUGAAGACCUGCUGGGCCACUUAUUUGGCGACAGCCACAGGUCUUGCGCCAGAAAUUUCUCAUUUUAUUUUGGACAGCCCUCCUGUGAUGAUGGCAGACAAAUACCCAGAUCCCAGAACACCGUCUGAAGCUGGAGUACCACAUGAAUUACGCUCCAUCUCUCAGACAUUAUCGCCCCAGGCUGACGGCUCUGAGCCAUGGCGCAAUGAUAUUGAAAUCCACCGCAUGGAUCGCCAUAAUCUCCAGCGGCCGGAGACAAUUGAAUCUCUGUUCUACAUGUACCGCAUCACUGGGGAUGAAAUCUACCGGGAGUGGGGAUGGGAUAUGUUCAAAGCCUUUGUCAAACACACUGCUGUAAUCGAGAACGAAGGCUCGGACAUCGAAAAUGGCAAAGUCCAGACUGUAAAACGCAUUAAGGGCUUUACCUCGCUUUCCAAUGCGAACACUAUCCCCCCGGAAAGACGAGAUAACAUGGAGAGUUUUUGGAUGGCCGAGACGCUCAAGUACUUCUACUUGUUGUUCUCGGAUCGGGGUUUCAUAUCUCUUGAGGACCAUGUUUUCAAUACCGAGGCGCAUCCGCUACCUCGCUUCAAGCCUACCGGUGAGCUGAGGACCGGCUGGCAGCGAAAAACGAACACACAGAUAGAACAGUAG